This is a messenger RNA of Anoplophora glabripennis (Asian longhorned beetle), 3334 nucleotides long. Its product is annotated as myosin-6. The record is from RefSeq and is a predicted model, not a curated record. NCBI's taxonomy places the organism in Eukaryota, Metazoa, Arthropoda, Insecta, Coleoptera, Cerambycidae. Bases 171 to 2867 code for a protein of 898 amino acids. The transcript is spliced from 6 exons.
AGAAGUAUGUAGUUUAGUAUUACGUAGCGACUGGAGGGUGUUAGGUCAGACGCAGCGGCACCCUAUGAGCUUUGAUCGAUACGACGGUGGUGUGGUGUAAUCGCGAAGAACCCCUCGACAGUCCCGGAAAAUAUACGCGAGCUACGGUGGUCCCUGCUGAGUCCCCGAAAAUGUUUGCAUCUCUGCGGAAUUUCGGCACCAGAGUGAGCGAGUUCUUCACCAGGAAAAAGAAGGACGUCGCGAAGGAAGCCGAAGAAACCGGAGAAAACGUCGAGAACGUAGUCGAUGAACAAAUCGACAAAGCGGCAGACGCUGCCGAGCAAGUCGCUCAGAAUGUGGCUGACGACGCGAGAAACGCCAAAAACGCCUUAAACGAAGACCUAAACAAAGCAGGACGGCAGGUAAAGGAAACCGGCCAAGCUGCCGAAAACACCUUGCAGGAGAGCCUGCUCAACAUAGGCCGAGCCAUAGACAACAAGAUACGCGAAACUGACGAAUCUCUAGCGAGCACUGCGCAAGCCGCAGACAACAAGAAGAAAGAACUAGAACAGGGCCUAGUUAACAUCGGUAGAAAUGUCGACAACACAGUCAAAGACACCAGCCAGAAGUUCAGAGAGACAGAAGAAGCUGUCGCGCAAAGAGUAAGGGAAACAGUCGAAGCGGCCGAAGCUAAACGGAAGGCCUUGGCUGAGGGCGUCCAGAACACAGCUCGAAACGUCGACAACAAGAUAAAAGAGACCGAAGACGCGGUACAGAAGAAGGCUAGAGAAGCGGCCGAAGCUGCCGAGACUAAGAGGCAGGAACUGGCCCAAGGAACUCAGAACUUUGUCAAGAAUAUCGAUAAUAAAAUAAGAGAAACUGAAGAUGCCGCGGCUAAAAAAGCUCGCGAGGCUGCUGAAGCUACCGAAGCCAAGAAGAGAGAAUUAGCUGAAACGGCGCUAAACGUAGCCAAGGGCAUUGACAGUAAAGUCCACGAGACAGCAGAAGCUGCUGAGGCUAGAAGAAAGGCACUAGCUGAAGGGGCACACAACGUCGCCAGAAACAUCGACAGCAAAGUACACGAAGCUGCCGAAGCCGCUGAAGCCAAGAGAAGGGAAUUGGCCCAGGGCGCGCAAAAUCUCGCGCAAAGCGCCGCCAGAAAUAUCGACAACAAACUUCACGAAACGGCUGAAGCUGCCGAAGCUAGAAGGAGAGCCCUAGCUGAGGGAGCACACAACGUUGCCAGGAACAUUGAUAAUAAAGUACACGAAACAGCUGAAGCUGCAGAAGCAAGAAGGAGGGAGCUUGCUCAAGGUGCACAGAACUUGGCCCAUAACGCAGCUGUGGGCGCACAGAACGUAGCGAAAGGUAUCGACAGCAAGCUUCACGACACAGCUGAAGCUGCGGAAGCAAAGAGGAGGGAACUUGCCCAGGGUGCGCAGAAUUUGGCCCACAACGCAGCUGCAGGCGCACAAAAUGUAGUUAGAGGUGUCGACAGCAAGUUUCACGACACAGCUGAAGCUGCGGAAGCAAAGAGAAGGGAACUUGCCCAGGGUGGACAGAAUUUGGCCCACAACGCCACUGUGGGCGCACAGAACGUAGCUAGAGGUGUCGACAGCAAGCUUCACGACACGGCUGAAGCUGCGGAAGCAAAGAGAAUGGAACUGACCCAGGGUGCACAGAAUUUGACCCACAACACAGCUGUGGGUGCACAGAACGUAGCUAGAGGUGUCGAGAGCAAGCUUCACGACACAGCUGAUGCAGCUGAAGCUAAAAGAAGGGAACUCGCGCAAGGCACCCAGAAUCUCGCCCAUAAUGUGGUUACAGGUGCUCAAAAUGUCGCCAGAAACGUUGAUAACAAACUCCAAGAUACCGCUGCUGGCGCACAGAAUAUCGCCGUAAGCGCAGCAAGAGGUAUCGACACUAAACUUCACGACACAGCCGAAGCAGCUGAAGCUAAGAGAAGGGAACUCGCACAGGGGGCCCAAAACUUCGCAUACAACGCAGCAGCCGGCGUCCAGAACACCGCCCAAAACACGGCCAGAACUAUCGACACCAAGCUUCACGAUACAGCGGAAGCAGCUGAAGCUAAACGAAGGGAACUCGCCCAAGGGGCGCAAAAUGUCGCUCAUAAUGCAGCUGCGGGCACCCAGAACAUCGCCAUUGGCGCAGCCAGAACUAUCGACACCAAAUUUCACGACACAGCGGAAGCAGCUGAAGCUAAAAGAAGGGAACUCGCCCAAGGGGCGCAGAAUCUCGCCCAUAACGCCGCUGUAGGAGCACAGAAUGUAGCCAGAAACGUGGAUAAUAAAUUCCACGAAACCGCCGCUGGUGCCCAGAAUGUCGCCAUAAGCGCAGUUAGAGGUAUCGACAACAAGCUGCACGAAACCACAGAAGCUGCCGAGGCUAGGAAGAGGCAGCUGGCGCAGGGAGUCGGCAGUUUCGAAAGCGCAUUUGAAGACAAACUGAGGCAAACAGGUGGGGCCAUAAACCAGAAGGCUCAAAAUGUCAACACCGGCUUUCAUAAUGCAGAGAUCGCGAUGGACAAUAAGCUGAGGGCCGCUGGACACAACUUGCAGCAAGGAGCGUCCAGCGCCCAGAGUGCCCUAGGAAACACCGCGAGAAAUAUCCACGACGCCGCUAACCAAGAGAAACAAAACGUACAGAGCAAUUUGCAACAGUUCGGUCACAAUGUCGACAAUCGAUUAAGGCAGACGGGACAGGCAGUCGAUAAUAAGCUGCAGGACGUGUCCCACUUCUCAGAUAACAAAAGAGAAGGGGCGAUCGACGACCUGGACGAGGCGAACAAAAGGGCACAUGCAGGCCUGGACGAGGCCGCCAACGUAGCUUCUAAUCUUUUUGGCAAAAGCUUGAUUUCACAUAAAUAAAUGUUACAACGAAAUCACGAACACGCUUAACUUAGAUUAGUGAGAAAAAAAAAAUGGAAACAAGUAUUACUAUUACCGUCAAUUGUAUAUGUCCAGGAUAUUUAAUUUAAUACUCAUUUUAAUAUGUGUGCCUUCACUAUAGCUGCAUACAGAGUGCCUAAUGGAUCCGAAGAGGAAAAAACGAGACUUGUAGAAAGAUUCACGCAGGUCGCUUUAUAUUUAAAUUACAAAAAAAAAAAUACUGUAUAUUUAUUGUUUUACCCGUAGCUGUAGCCUGCGAUGUUUAUAUUUUUAUAUGUAUAAAAUAGAACAGCUAUUUUGCUAUUGGAAACUGUUAUCUAAAUUCGCAUAAUAUUGUUUGUACAUUUUUGUAAUAUGUAUUUUAUAUUUUAAUACCAAGUAUAUAUUUUAUUGUAUUUCUGUUAUAUUACCUCUAAUAUGUGGAAAUAAAAAGUAGUGUUACAUAG